UACCAACGGCUCCUCCGUCUAGUGGUUCUGGUUCUGCAGAGGGAGUCUGGUUCUGAACCGGAACCGGUGUUUUCAUCAACACAGAUGUUUCAGCUCCAGUGAUGGAGGACUCUUCCUGCUCAGAGGACCAGCCCGAGGGUCCGUCACCGGUGGUUGGGGUCGGCCUCUGUGACUCCGCCCCCCUGCUGUGGAGGCUGCAGGACCUGAAGACGGUGAGGCGCCGCGGCCUGGUGGGGGCGCUGCUGGGCUCACUGCCCAGAACCCCCCGACAGAACCAGAGACUGGGCCGACCGCUGCUGCUGCUGCCGGAGGAGGAGAAGCUGCUGAGGGAGGAGAAGGCAGCUGGAGCCCUGCCGGGCCACAACCAGGAUGUCGGGGGGGCGGAGCUCCAGCAGGGUUUCGAGGAGGAGCAGCAGAGGAGCUUCGAGGAGCAGAGCGUCCUCGCUCUGGACGACAGGAAGUCAGCGCUGCUGCGAGCCAUGACAUCAUCACACACAGAGUCUGGAGCUGCAGACGAGGCUCUGCGCGGCCGCCUGGAGGCCCUGGACCACGGCUUUACCUUCCCUCGGUCGGCGAUGGCGGUCCAGCUGAGCACUGCGAGGGCGGGGCUUAGUUACUGCCCCGAGGCCCGGACCCUCCUACAGGCCGACUGGCCAAUCAGAGAGCAGGGUGGUCCCUGCAGCGACACCAAGUACCAGGUGUUCAGAGACCUGCGGGGGCGGGGCUUCUACCUGACAUCAGCCGGGAAGUUUGGAGGAGACUUCCUGGUUUAUCCAGGUGACCCUCUUCGUUUCCACGCCCACUUCAUCGCCGUGUGUCUGGCGCUGGACGAGUCCAUCUGUCUGCUGGACGUCCUCGCUGUGGCCCGGCUCGGAUCCAACGUCAAGAAGACGGUUCUGCUGUGUUCGCCGGCGCCGGACGGAGGCGUUCGCUACACGUCGCUGCAGUGGAGCGGGAUGGCCUAACAUCUGGACGGACGGUUUGACAUCUGGGCGGACGGUGCUGCAUUCAGGGACACACAACCGACUGAGGACUCAACAGAACCUCUUCAGGGCCCAGUUCGUUCUGACUCUGGCUCCUGAGCAGCAGAUUGACUUUGACAGUACCUACAGAGAGCUGCACAGGAGGCUGGAAGGUGAGAAAAUAAAAUAUACACGACGACAAAAAGAGACAAGCUGAAAACCUGGAAACAGUGAAAAGGAAAAUUCUGAUCAUUUCUUGUUUCUUUGUUGUAGAAUUUGGUGAAGAUAAAAUAGAUUCAGAGGCUCCAGAAGGGGACACAGUUUGUAUUAUUGGCCCCUAAAAAAUGGAAAAAAGUGCAAAACCUUCAAAUGAAGCUGGUGUUCUGGCCCCAGAAUGUUCCUGUUAGCGUAUAUUAAUGGAUGGAUCCAGAUUUCAGACUAAAAAGACGCUUUGGUCAAGAUUUCACCGACUGUUGAGGCUCUAACAUCAGUCGGACCUGAUGUGUGGAAAGUUUGAGCAGACGAGGUUCCAGUUUUUUUAGUUAUUUUGACUCACUGGUAGGAAACAAACUGGUCUUUACUGGUUCUAUAUGUUGGUUUUAUGUGACGCUCUGAUAAGACAUGAUGUUGGUAUUUAAAGAAACAGGAACCUGAUUAAUCUGUUUAACUUUGAGGCUUUAAAUCUUCGUGGAAGCACAGAAAACAAACAGGUUGAUUCUGAGUGUAUUUUUAUUUCACAUGAUUUUACCUUUAAAUACAGUCAAAGGAAGGAAGCUUCAGUUUCUAGAAACGUUAUUCCUGUAACUAAAAGCUGCAGUUUGAUGGAAUAAAGACCAACGGAGAUGAUCCA
Molecule: messenger RNA, 1812 nt
Organism: Stegastes partitus (bicolor damselfish)
Lineage: Eukaryota; Metazoa; Chordata; Actinopteri; Pomacentridae
Gene: tsen34
Product: TSEN34 tRNA splicing endonuclease subunit
Exons: 5
Coding region: 102-965 (287 amino acids)
Biological process (GO): tRNA splicing, via endonucleolytic cleavage and ligation; tRNA-type intron splice site recognition and cleavage
Cellular component (GO): tRNA-intron endonuclease complex
Molecular function (GO): tRNA-intron lyase activity; nucleic acid binding
Source: RefSeq, a predicted model, not a curated record